Molecule: messenger RNA, 1556 nt
Organism: Ostrinia furnacalis (Asian corn borer)
Lineage: Eukaryota; Metazoa; Arthropoda; Insecta; Lepidoptera; Crambidae
Exons: 9
Coding region: 147-1406 (419 amino acids)
Biological process (GO): response to reactive oxygen species; lipid metabolic process
Cellular component (GO): cytoplasm
Molecular function (GO): pigment binding
Source: RefSeq, a predicted model, not a curated record
GGAAGCCGUAUCUGCGUGUACGGUUGACACUGCGACUGGCACUGUGACCUAAACACUGGACAGGACCGGUUGCACGACGAGGGUUUAUAAGCGGGAGUCGGGAGCCGUGUGAGCAUUCCCGUGUCGUCAGCCCUCCAGAGAUCACCAUGUGGCGGUUGUCCGUUCUCUGCCUGCUAGCCAGUGCGUCUGCACAAAUCCCCUCGCUGGGAUGGUGCCCAGACUUUCAGCCUAUGGUGAACUUCAACAUGAACCGCUUCCUCGGGACAUGGUUUGAAGUGGAGCGGUACUUCACCGUCAGCGAGCUGGGCACCCGAUGCGUCGCCACCAACUACAUCAGCACCCCUGAGGGCAGGAUCCUGGUCUCCAACGAAAUCACCAACUACAUCACUGGCUUGAAGAGACUGAUGGAGGGACACAUCCAAAUGGUGGGCCGCGAGGGCGAGGGCCGCUUCAUGGUGAAGUACUCCUCUCUGCCCCUGCCCUACGACUAUGAGUAUAGCAUCCUGGAUACUGACUACGACAGCUACGCCGUCAUGUGGUCUUGCAGCGGUCUUGGGCCCGUUCAUACACAGAGCGCUUGGCUGCUAACCCGCGACAGGCUCCCAUCGCUCAUGACGAUGCAGAAGGCCUACGCCGUUCUCGACCGCUUCAAGAUCUCCAGAGCCUUCUUCGUCAAGACCAACCAGGCUGACUGCACCGUCUUGCCCGACCCUAUCGCUGACCCCAACUAUGAAGAGGGCAAGAAAAUUGACGUCAUCGAGAAGAGCGCUGGCGUCGUUGUCGAUAACGUGAAGAAAGUCGAAAGCCCUGUUGAGAUGUCUAUAAUUAAAAAGAUCGUGGUGUUCCUGUGCGGAGUCAUCUCCCUGGACAUGUGUGCUGCCCAAGUCCUGCUACCAGGCUCUUGCCCCAAUGUUUCUGUCGUGCAGGACUUCAACGCGAGUCAGUAUCUGGGCAAAUGGUACGAACAAGAGAAGUACUUCUUCAUCUUCGAACUGGGGGGCAAGUGCGUGAUCGCGGAGUACGAAGACAAGGGCAACGGCACCAUUAGCGUCAAAAAUGAAGAAAUUAACGUUCUGAAAGGCAACAAGAAAACCUCCAUCGAGCUGGUCGGCACCCUAGAGAACCCCAACGAAGGAAGACUGGNGAGACUGGCAGUAUCUUUCCCACUCGCCCCCAACGCGUUUGCUGCUCCCUACCUCAUAGUAGGCACAGACUACACCGGCUAUGCUGUAGUCAACAGCUGUAUCAGUUUCGGCUUGUUCAAUUUAAGCUACGCGUGGAUAUUAACGAGAGACCAGAACCCUUCAGAUUCAGUUAUGCAAGCCGCGUACGACGUCGUCGAUAAAAAUGGAAUAGCCAGAAAAUACUUCUUGAAAACCGACCAGACUGAUUGCGAUUCAUCUUGAAUAAUCCAAAUAAUGUUUAUAUGCAUUUAGCUCGAAGACAAAGAUAGCAAUUUUAUUUAGUACCAAACUAAAAAGUGAUUUAAAAUUACUGUUUAUUUAAUUAUUAUUAUUUAUUAAUAUUAUUUACAUUAUUAUAAGAUGACGAGAAAA